GUAAGUAUCUUGGCGAUAGUAGAGGCUCAGACUCCAGGUCUCACCGUCGCAUAAUUCACCUAAAGCGUAUCAACGACACUGACCUAAAUGAAAAGAGAAAUGUACACACCAGCGAUAUCAUUUCGCGGGGUGCAUGUAAAGCGUCUCCUAGCACUUGUUAUAUGCGGCGUGGUCUUAAUUUGGAUAGUAGGUCGCUCACGAAGCAAGUCGCCAUCGGCAUCGGAGAAGUCUAUUGGGACCGAUCUACUAGCAAACGGAAAAGACAGAUUCGUUUUCAACAUGGAUAGCAAGCGUCGAGGCUUGACUGACGGUACCAGUUUGAGUUUUAGCAAAGGACAUUUUGUUCUUGAUGGAAAAACUAUAAAGAUUUUAAGCGGAGCGAUGCAUUAUUUCCGUGUUGUCCCGGAAUACUGGAAGGACAGAAUGGAAAAGAUGAAGUCCUGUGGCUUGAACACACUAGAAACAUAUGUGUCCUGGAACCUGCAUGAACCAACUCCUGGAGUAUUUGACUUUGAAGGCAUGCUCGAUGUCCGAAAGUACAUCCAACUGGCCCAAGAGGUCGGGCUCCAUGUCAUCUUUCGCCCGGGACCCUAUAUAUGCUCUGAGUGGGACUUCGGAGGACUCCCCAGCUGGCUCCUGGCAGACCCCAACAUGAAGGUGCGCUCCAACUACCCCCCUUACCAGAAGGCAGCCGACAGAUUCUUCAGUAAAGUGCUCCCCCUAGUCAACGAUCUACAGUAUUCCCAGGGUGGGCCUAUCAUCGCUGUACAGGUGGAGAAUGAGUUUGGCUCCUACAGCAGUGAGAUCGAACAUCUGGACUUCCUCCGAGGGCUGCUCAGGCAUUACGGCAUCACUGAACUCCUUGUCACCUCUGACAAUCUCUCUGGUAUGAAAAGGGGGCCAUUCCAUGAACAUGCUCUGCCGACGGCAAACUUCCAGGACUAUGAGAAGAGCAGUAAAGAGUUCAACGAAAUCCGAAAACUGAACCCAGAAUUUCCCCUGAUGGUGAUGGAGUACUGGAGCGGCUGGUUCGACCACUGGGGUGCCAAGCACUCAACAUUCCCCCUUGAAGAUUUUGCCAAGAGUCUAUCUGGAAUUUUUCACAAUGAUUCUUCCAUCAACUUCUACAUGUUUCAUGGCGGCACCAACUUCGGUUUUAUGGCUGGCGCCAAUUAUUUUGAAGACUACAAGCCAGAUGUUACCAGCUAUGACUAUGAUGCUCCCCUGGACGAGGCUGGAAAUAUAACUCCCAAGUACGAAAAGGCGAGAGAGAUUAUCAUGGAGUAUGUCUUGAAAAAACAAGGAAUCACCAGUCUCCCAGAGCCCCCACCAAACAGCGCCAAGGCAGAUUAUGGUCACCUGGCCAUGGAUAGUUAUCUCUCCUGGGAUGCAAUGAUAAGCCUGAUGGAGACAUCACUGGCGUUGAAAACCCCAGACUAUAUGGAGAACAUCAAGCUGAUCACUGGUGUGGGGCAGAGCUACGGCUACAUUGUCUACAGGAAGACCCUCAACAAGGCGGGCUCACUGCUCAAACUGCCUGGACACGUCUCAGACAGGGCACAGAUUUUGCUGGACUCCAAGGAGACAGCCAUAUUGGACUGGCACAAUAAGGACCCUGAGGUCCCCCUGGAGGAUGUCAAGGCAAACACUGUACUGGACAUUGUUGUGGAAAACCUGGGGCGAGUUAAUUACAUACUGGCUGGGUCAGAGAUCCUUAACACACAGCGCAAAGGACUGAGGGGGGACGUCUACCUGGAUGAAAGGAAGCUGGAAAAUUGGAAAAUCUUCCCCUGAGUAAUUUAGCAAGUUUAACAGAGACAGGUUGACAGGUUGUCAAGGUCGAGUGAGUGGAAGACGUUCGAGGUGCAGGUCAACACGCCCUGCAUGUACAGGGCUGAGCUGAAAAUUACUGAUGAGCCGAAGGACACCUAUAUCUUACUGAAGGGCUGGAAGAAGGGCGUGGUGUUCAUCAACGGCUUCAACCUCGGACGGUACUGGAACAUUGGACCCCAGAAGACUCUGUAUGUGCCAGCGCCCUUACUAAAGACUGGAACAAACCAGGUCAUGAUCUUCGAGCUGCACAAGCCAGCACCUGAGAUCACCUUCCAGAGUGCACCGGACCUCGGUUGAGGAGAUCGCAACAUCUUCAACAGUUCUACCAUCUAAGGGUUCUCCCAUCUAGGUCAAUAUGUGACAGGACAAGCCACAAGAUUUGAGAGCUGGCUACUAGCUUGGACUUGGCCAAGCCACAAGAUUUGAGGGCUAGCUACUAGCUUGGACUUGGCCAAGCCACAAGAUUUGAGAGCUGGCUACUAGCUUGGACUUGGCCAAGCCACAAAAUUUGAGAGCUGGCUACUAGCUUGGACUUGGCCAAGCCACAGGACCCUCUGGGUAUUUAAGCUGGGGUAACAUUAUCCUCAAGGUGUGGGGGUAUUCUGGUUGGUAGUAGAAGGGUGAAGGCCCCCAACUAUGUCAGCUUCUCUGUGAUAAUCUUCUUGGGACAUUGUGUUAUACAAGGGAACAAUUUCAGGGCACCUGCUUCAUGGAUGAUGGAAUGCUUGGAUCUUGUAAAAUAUAUGUAAUUAAUUGAAAUCUGAGCAACAGCAAUCAUUCAUUACUACAGGAGCAUUAUGGGUAGGAUGUUUGUCGUUUACUCUGAUACUAUACCUAGAGACGUGAGGUAACCGAGUGGUUAAAGCAUUAGCCUGUCAUGCAGAAGACAUGGGUUUGAUUCCCUACAUGAGUACAAUGUGUGAAGCCCAUUUCUUGUGUUGCCCUCUGUGAUAUGACUUGAUAUUCUAUAAUUACAGUAUUUAUUCAAGUCAGUGCCUAGUUUCCAUGAACAAUUAUUACAUUUCUAGGAACAAAAUUAUGCAACCAGUUAUAAUCUGUGAUAGUAUAUAUAUUUCAUGAUAAACUAUCACUUGUAUGAAACACAACCGGAGUUAUAAACUGAUGCUUAUGUUAAACCCAAUCGAUAGGUAUGAACAAUUGCUAAUGUCGAAAAUAUUUAGAUAGAAACAUUGUGUAUAGCAGAAACAAAUAGUAGAUGUAGACAAUUGCUUAUAUCAAAGACAAUUGGUUGAUGUAGACAAUUGCUUAUAUCAAAGACAAUUAGUAGAUGUAGACAAUUGCUUAUAUCAAAGACAAUUGGUAGAUGUAGACAAAUGCUUAUAUCAAAGACAAUUAGUUGAUGUAGACAGUUCUUAUAUCAAAGACAAAUGGUUGAUGUAGACAAUUGCUUAUAUCAAAGACAAUUGGUUGAUGAAGACAUUUGCUUAUAUCAAAGACAAUUGGUUGAUGUAGACAAUUGCUUAUAUCAAAGACAAUUGAUUGAUUUAGACAGUUGCUUAUAUCAAAGACAAUUGGUUGAUGUAGACAAUUGCUUAUAUCAAAGACAAUUGGUUGAUGAAGACAAUUGCUUAUAUCAAAGACAAUUGGUUGAUGUAGACAAUUGCUUAUAUCAAAGACAAUUGGUUGAUGUAGACAAUUGCUUAUAUCAAAGACAAUUGGUUGAUGAAGAUAAUUGCUUAUAUCAAAGACAAUUGGUUGAUGUAGACAAUUGCUUAUAUCAAAGACAAUUGAUUGAUUUAGACAAUUGCUUAUAUCAAAGACAAUUGGUUGAUGUAGACAAUUGCUUAUAUCAAAGACAAUUGGUUGAUGUAGACAAUUGCUUAUAUCAAAGACAAUUGGUUGAUGAAGACAAUUGCUUAUAUCAAAGACAAUUGAUUGAUUUAGACAAUUGCUUAUAUCAAAGACAAUUGGUUGAUGUAGACAAUUGCUAUUAGUGAAAACAACUAAGACAGAAAUGUGAAAC
Messenger RNA from Haliotis rubra (blacklip abalone), 3817 nucleotides. Its product is annotated as beta-galactosidase-1-like protein 2. The record is from RefSeq and is a predicted model, not a curated record. Gene Ontology annotation, cellular component: vacuole. The transcript has 18 exons. Gene Ontology annotation, biological process: carbohydrate metabolic process. Bases 88 to 1794 code for a protein of 568 amino acids. NCBI's taxonomy places the organism in Eukaryota, Metazoa, Mollusca, Gastropoda, Lepetellida, Haliotidae. Gene Ontology annotation, molecular function: beta-galactosidase activity.